Molecule: messenger RNA, 2032 nt
Organism: Heteronotia binoei (common prickly gecko)
Lineage: Eukaryota; Metazoa; Chordata; Lepidosauria; Squamata; Gekkonidae
Gene: UROD
Product: uroporphyrinogen decarboxylase
Exons: 10
Coding region: 127-1260 (377 amino acids)
Biological process (GO): heme biosynthetic process
Cellular component (GO): cytosol
Molecular function (GO): uroporphyrinogen decarboxylase activity
Source: RefSeq, a predicted model, not a curated record
AUAGGCAGCCAAUCGCGCCAGCUGGGUAGGACCCGGAAGUCGAGAGGAAGGGGGAAAGCAGCUCUUGCCUCUGUGGAAGGGCAGGAAUGAGAGGCCGGGUCAAGCCGCAGCGAGAGAACCAGGAGGAUGGAACAGAAUGGAGCGAUCGUUCCCACAGGAUUCCCUCAGCUGAAGAAUGAUACAUUCCUUCGAGCAGCACGAGGAGAAGAGACAGAAUACACCCCAGUUUGGUGCAUGAGACAGGCAGGAAGGUAUCUCCCAGAGUUUCGUGAAACCCGAGCAGCUCAGGAUUUCUUUGCUACAUGUCGUUCACCAGAGGCAUGUUGUGAACUUACCUUGCAGCCCCUGAGACGUUUUCCUCUAGAUGCUGCUAUCAUCUUCUCUGACAUUUUAGUGGUCCCCCAGGCAUUGGGCAUGGAGGUGGUGAUGGUGCCUGGCAAGGGACCCACCUUUCCUGAGCCAUUGAAGGAAGUGGAAGACCUCCUAAAACUCCGACAGAAAGUGGAUGUGGCAGCAGAACUGGGCUAUGUCUUCAAGGCCAUCACACUGACACGACAUAAACUGGAGGGGAAGGUGCCUUUGAUUGGUUUUUCUGGUGCACCGUGGACCCUGAUGACCUACAUGAUCGAAGGUGGUGGCUCCAACACAAUGGCCAAAGCUAAGGCCUGGCUCUACCAGCAUCCUGAAGCCAGCUGCCGUUUGCUUACUCUACUGACUGAUGUAAUUGUGGAUUACCUGGUAGGGCAGGUGGCUGCAGGUGCUCAGGCUCUCCAGCUUUUUGAGUCACAUGCAGGACAUCUUGGGCCAGAGCAAUUUGCAGAGUUUGCCAUCCCAUUCAUCCGGUCCAUUGCCAUGCGGGUGAAGAGCAAGCUGCGGGAAAGUGCCCUGCCUGAGGUGCCUAUGAUUGUCUUUGCUAAGGAUGCACAUUAUGCGCUGGAAGACUUGGCAGAAUCUGGCUUUGAAGUGGUUGGGUUGGACUGGACCAUCUGCCCCCAGGAUGCUCGUCAAAGGGCAGGAGGACAUAUUACUCUGCAAGGCAACUUGGAUCCAUGUGCCCUCUAUGCACCAAAGGAGAAGAUUGGGGAGCUGGUGAAGAAAAUGCUUGAAGGUUUUGGCUCCCAGCGCUACAUUGCCAACCUGGGCCAUGGCCUUUACCCUGACAUGAGCCCAGAGCAUGUGGGAGCCUUUGUUGAUGCUGUACAUAUGCACUCUCGCCACCUCAACAAGCUGCAGAACACCUUGGGAGAUAAGUCUUCAUGAUGGAAGGUGGACGAUACACUGAGAAAACUGUGCCAGAAAGCAGUUAGAUGGAGAUGAGGUUAUUUGUGAAAUAAGUUUGAAAGCCUGUAGUUAGAGACAGGCAUAAGAGUUAGAAAGCAGUGUUUUAAGACAACACUAUUAAAUUGCUUCCACCCCCCUCAUCCUGGCAUACUGCUUGAGUGGGGUUAGGUUGACAAAGAAUUAGGAGUAAACAUAGUUCAUGCAUGGCCUUGGGGGCAGAAAUGUUUAGAGGGCUGCAUCCAAUAUGCAAGCCGGUAUCGGGGCUGAGAGACUCCAAACAUUGGAAUGGGAACUGGGCCCUGCAGCAGCAGGUUUUUUAAUGACAUGUUCAGGUAGUGCAACCCUUUAUAGAGCCAAGUUUCAUUCUCUUAGGACUUUGAAGCAAGGAAAUUAUUUUUUAAAAUUUUUUAUAUCUACAUAUUUUAGUCAUGCAUAACUCAAUCCACAUCAGGGAGGAGACAAAACUCUCCCAGCUAGCAGGGGUGUGUGUGUGCUAACCGUAAAUAACUUUGCUAGGAUGAGGAUAAGGAAGACUGUACCCAAGGCUCUUCCUAUCUCUCCCAUCUUACCAAAAGCCUGCAUUUGUCCUGCUGUCUCUGGUUCAGCAUUACGACGUUAUUAAUACAGAAAUGGUUGGAGUGAUACAGAGGUGGUAUGAACUUCUGCUUCCUUUUUAUUAAACAUCAGGUCAAGAGGUUGUACACACAAAAUAAAAAAAAAAAGUGAAGAAUGAUACUUCUGUGGCAACAAA